AUGAGAAAACUGAAGAUGAAUCGGAUGUACUAUUUCCUGUUGCAUUUGAUAAUAGCGGACUAUUUGGUGGCACUGUUUAAUGUGUUGCCACAACUGGCCUGGGAGAUCACACACCGCUUCUAUGGCGGUAACACUCUCUGCAAAGUAAUCAAAUACUUACAGAUCUUAGGCCCGUAUCUGUCAUCGUAUGUAUUGGUGAUGACAUCGAUCGACAGAUACCAAGCGAUAUGUCAUCCGUUAACGAACUGUCAGUGGACUCCCGCCAGAAGUCAACUCAUGAUAUCCUUCGCGUGGAUUAUAUCGCUGUUGUUUUGUGUGCCGCAGAUUCUCAUAUUCAGUUACCAGGAAAUACCCGGCAAUCCCGGUGUCUAUGACUGUUGGGGUACAUUCCCAUUACAACCCUAUGGCGAGCGCAUAUACGUCAGUUGGUAUGCCAUCAGCUUCUUCUUCAUUCCUCUGGUUCUUCUCACCACAACUCACGUCUGUAUUUGUCGCGAGAUUUGGCGAAACGUUCACCAAAAGAGAAAAAGCUUCAAAUCGGAGCAAAACAAGAUCUUUCACCACAACAACGACGAUAUGUCCGACUGUUUGUCCACCGCUUCGUCCACUAAUGAGUCCAUCGGCCGCUCAACCAAUCUAUUGGUAACCGUCGGCCGAUCGUAUCGUUUCAAAGGCAAAGGACGAGUGGAGGUGUCGGUCGAUCGGUCAAAACCGGGCGCCGGUUAUAAUCCCAGAAGUCAUUCGCUGUUGGGUCUGACGAGGGCUAAGAUAAAGACCGUCAAAAUCACAGUCGUUGUCAUUGUUUGUUACAUAAUCUGUUCGUCGCCUUUCGUGUGCGUCCAGUUGUGGGCCUAUUGGGCCCCAAACGCCCACAAGUCCUCCUUCUGGAGUGGUAUGUCUUACUCCUAUACUUACUAUACAGUACUGUAG
Medioppia subpectinata is the source of this 930-nucleotide messenger RNA. The record is from the annotation of a GenBank genome assembly. NCBI's taxonomy places the organism in Eukaryota, Metazoa, Arthropoda, Arachnida, Sarcoptiformes, Oppiidae.